Molecule: messenger RNA, 2251 nt
Organism: Ziziphus jujuba (common jujube)
Lineage: Eukaryota; Viridiplantae; Streptophyta; Magnoliopsida; Rosales; Rhamnaceae
Exons: 2
Coding region: 458-2170 (570 amino acids)
Biological process (GO): sesquiterpene biosynthetic process
Molecular function (GO): cyclase activity
Source: RefSeq, a predicted model, not a curated record
GUUCAUAUUUCUGUUUCUAUAUUUAUCAUAAUUUCGUCCGAACUUUAGAUUGAACUAGGAUGGUGCAUCAGUUUUCUUUCUGGGUUUAUGGAAAAAUUCUAUCUUUCUUCUUGUAAUGCUUUGUUUGCUUAGGCAUUUUUUUUUUUUUUUUUUUUUGGUUGUCAUUGGUUAUGUCCGACAUUCAUACUGCGAAACUAAUAGAUGUGAUGCAAGUUCUAUAAAAACACAGAUAAUGUUUGUUUAAAUUACUGUUUUAGCCUUUGGGGUUGCCUGCCACUACUUGACACUUUGGUUUGAGAAGUUGAUGUCUGGCUCUCUUUGUGGGGUUUCUGCCUCUCAUGAGGCACAGCAUGCUUUAAGCUUUCAACCUUCUCGGCAGGAAUCCCCAAAUAGAUAGUUGAGGUGAUUUAAAGGCCUUUUGAAUUGCUUGAAGAAAGAAAUCUGUUUUGGCUUUAAAAUGACUCCAACCAUUAGCACCGGUAGCUUGACUGAAGUUCGAGAAGAAUUGAGUGCAGCCCAACAAGACUAUAAGAUGAAUGGCAAAAAUGCUUUUAAUGUUUCAAUGGAAAGGGGAUUGCUGAUUGAUGAAAGUCCUAGAAGUGAUAGCUUGUUAUCUACGAAUCCUAGUCAAUUAAGGCUACAGAAAUACAAUUCUACUAGCAGUUCAAUUUCCCCAUCAGAAAAAUAUCGAAAAACUUAUGAGGAAAGAGAUGCAAUCCCAUUCUCAGUGUCUUCUUCAGCUGGCCAAGGCUUUUGUGGUCAUGUACACAGCAUUAUUUCUAAAAAAAUUGAUUGGGGAUCUAUGAAUAGCAUGUGCAAAACAUGGAUCAAGGAUCCUCUGAACAUGGUCUUGCUUUUAUGGAUAGGUUGUGUUGCUGUAUCUGGUGCAAUCCUUUUUCUUGUAAUGACAGGAAUGUUAAAUGGUGUCCUGCCUAAGAAAUCACAAAGAAAUGUUUGGUUCGAGGUCAAUAAUCAAAUCCUCAAUGCUCUCUUUACCCUCAUGUGCUUGUACCAACAUCCAAAGCGGUUCCACCACCUAGUACUUCUCAUCAGGUGGAAGCCAAAGGAUGUAACCACACUCAGAGAGAUGUACUGCAAGAACGGUACGAAGAAGCCCCAUGAACGAGCUCACAUUAUGGUAGUUAUUGUGUUACUCCAUGUGAAUUGCUUCGCUCAAUAUGCACUUUGCGGACUUAACUGGGGAUAUAAGAGAUCUGAACGACCUGCUGCUGGUGUUGGCAUCAGCCUCUCUGUUGCAAUUGCUGGCGCAGCAAUUGCUGGUGUGUACACCAUGAUGAGCCCCCUUGGAAAGGAUUAUGACUUGGAAGUUGAUGAGGAAGCGCAGGAUCAAAUUCUCAUGAAUACCACUAGGCAAGCCAAGCACUUGGGAUCAUUUGAGAGGAGAUUCUCAUUUGCAUCAAGAAAUGAGCAUAUGUUGGUGGAGCAUGAACCUGAAUGGAAUGGAGGGUUAUUUGAUAUUGGGGAUGAUUUUUCUGUAGCUUAUUUUUCUCUCUUCUGCUGUAUAUGCCUUUUCGGGUGGAAUAUGGAAAGGCUUGGUUUUGGUAACAUGUAUGUUCACAUUGCAACUUUCUUCCUCUUUUGCUCAGCUCCUUUUUGGAUCUUCAAUUUGGCUGCCGUCAAUAUUGAUAAUGAAACUAUAAGGGAAGCAUUGGGGUUAACCGGUGUUGUGCUUUGCGUGUUCGGUUUACUCUAUGGUGGCUUUUGGAGAAUCCAAAUGAGGAAAAGAUUCAACUUGCCAGCCAACAACUUAUGUUUUGGAAAACCUGCAAUUACAGAUUGUGUGGACUGGCUUUUUUGUUGUUGGUGUUCUCUUGCUCAGGAAGUUCGAACUGCUGGUUCCUUUGAUACCGUGAAAGAUAAGAUUUGCAGGAAGCAAACGCAAAUGCACAGCCAACCUGCACUAUCUCCUUUAUCGCGUGAAGAUGGAGCUAUUCGUCAAUUUAGAUCCAUCCCUUCCUCUCUACUUCGAAACAGUCCUCAGUUAUCUAAACUUGGAACGGAAAGUUCCCAAAAUCCAAGCACACUUUCGAAAGAUUACUGUAGUCCUGGUGGCCAGCUCGAUAAGGUGGAAGGGGAAGUUGUAGGCAACUUCAUGAAUCCCCCUAUUCCAUCCACAAUACAAAGGGAGAAUAUUUCCAAUGGAACUUGAUGUUUUAAAUUAGGAAGAUAUUCAGCCCUGUAACUUUUCAAGGUGGAGAGAAAUAUAUACAUAUUGAUGAUAUUAGUACUA